AUGUUUACGCAAAAGCAAUGGUGUUCUGGUUGGCGUCAUUUCGCCCCUGCACGCUUCGCAGACUGUCUUACUAUCCAUAACGCUUUGGAUCCUGUCGCCCCACAAGGCACUUACCGUGUGAGAUUCAGCGACACUGAAGUGCUGCACAUCUACCGUCAAUUGGACCAGCAGACGCAAAGUGAUUUGCGAUACUACUACCCGAAUCUUAAUGUCCGGUAUCUGAAGGGUAAGACUGGCGCGUACAAACUCAUACAGAACGUCAAAUUUUGGAUUUGUGAGUUUUAUGAUGGCCAAUGUAAAGCGAUUACCGAACUGGAGAGACUGCCAUUUCCGAGUUUUGUGAAGGGUGGGAUCACUUAUGACCGCCAGGCUUUUGUAACCGCGUAUGCUAAUGUUCGGGAUGCAGUGUGUGAGGUAAACCUUUACCGUAUAGAGUGGGGCCAAGAUCAGGGGCAGUCCAGCCUUUGCCUAGAAAUGCUAGAUAAACACUCAAGUAAUUUUACGGAAGGUGGUAUUUGUGAUCAAUAA
This is a messenger RNA of Striga asiatica, 528 nucleotides long. Lineage: Eukaryota; Viridiplantae; Streptophyta; Magnoliopsida; Lamiales; Orobanchaceae. The record is from the annotation of a GenBank genome assembly.